UAAUUUAAGUUAUGGUAUUUAGACUCAAAGUCUUCUUUCUUGAAGUGCUACUUGGAUCAGGGGGUUCAAUUAAAACCUAAAAUCACUCAAUUCAGCCAAUUCAACUGAAUUUGGGCAGGCAUAGCUGGUAAGUCCUCUUGUAUUCAGUGUAUUUAUUUUCUGUAGUUCUCCCUCCCAUCGCCAGGGGGAGACAAUGCUGUAUGAAAUCCGAGAGGCAGAAGAGGUCAAACCAGAGAGGAAACAUCUGUGUAAACAAGGUCGUGGUUGGAUAACCGUUGCAUGGCGUUAGCUUGCAGGUUCUGUGCUCCUACGGUUCGGGUCCUGGCUUGAGGGUCUCUGGUGAACAGGUGAACGCCGUGAGCGCGCGAAAGAAACCUGAAAUGCCGGGCGUCGCUCACGUGUCCAGGGUCCGCGCGCUCUACAAGAGGAUUCUGGUCCUGCACCGGUUCCUGCCGCUCCACCUGCGAGCUCUGGGAGACCAGUACGUGAAAGGCGAGUUCCGGAGACACAAGGAGGUCACGGAGGUGGAGGCGGGCCGCUUCAUGGCAGAGUGGGAGAACUACAAGGACACCCUGCAGGCUCAGGUGCUGGAGGCGGCGGGCCGGGGGCCCGGCUCCGUGAGGUUUGGUGCCGAGCUGCCGGAGCAGAAGCUUGCCGACUUCCAGAACGAGCAGAUCGGGCAGCUGUACGAGCUCAUGCUGGAGUCCACCAAACCCAACAAACAGUUCGACAUCCGCGAGGACAAACGCUGAAGCAGCGGACCGCAGGGGGAGGAGGGACAAUGUCUCAGAGGAACAAAGUCUCGAGGGUUUCGACAGCUUCAUGGCGCUCUGGAGAUCUCUUACUGUGUUUUGCUUCACAGAAACAAUCUUCAAAGCUUCUGACCGUUUCAGAUGCCUCUGAUGGCAGAAGGACUCCUGAAGGGGUCAGUGGGACCUAUGGGGGGCAGAAGUAAAAAUAAAGUCUGCCUCAGAGAAGGUUUUAUCUGACUCCUUGGCAUGAACACUUUUCUUUAGAUAGGUGACCUCACUCCGCCUAAAGAGAGGACAGGAAAUCUGGAAUUAUGUUAAUUUAUUCAACGUCAGUCAUUAAAUGCCCAAGAACAAACCGUUGAGUCAUGAAUUUGACUUUCUUUAGAUCUUUAGAUGGAUUUCAGACACCAACAGGCCCCUCCCCUUUUCUGACCCUCUUCAUCCUCAUCCUGACGCAGAGCUGACAAAUGCUAAAGUUGGCUCUGUCCCCAGAGGAGGAGACUCUCCACAGAGACGGAAAUCCAAAAUUGUCCUUAGAAACAGAAUCCAGUCCCUCGCUAUUUUGUGGCGUCGCUUUUCUGUUGGUGCAGUGUAGCAUUAUGUAGUUUUUACAACACAUUGUUUUCUGCACCCUGAUUUGCUGUUGACAUUUUCAAUGUCCUCCACGGCGUGUCUCCUGUACAGAAUGCCUUCACUUUGCCAAAUCGACAUAAAUCUUUGAUUGCUGGCAGAU
This is a messenger RNA of Oryzias latipes (Japanese medaka), 1485 nucleotides long. RefSeq names its product succinate dehydrogenase complex assembly factor 3 (gene sdhaf3). Lineage: Eukaryota; Metazoa; Chordata; Actinopteri; Beloniformes; Adrianichthyidae. Gene Ontology annotation, biological process: succinate metabolic process; mitochondrial respiratory chain complex II assembly. Gene Ontology annotation, cellular component: mitochondrion; mitochondrial intermembrane space. The record is from RefSeq and is a predicted model, not a curated record.